Messenger RNA from Spinacia oleracea (spinach), 1602 nucleotides. Its product is annotated as F-box/kelch-repeat protein SKIP25. Bases 168 to 1364 code for a protein of 398 amino acids. The transcript has a single exon. The record is from RefSeq and is a predicted model, not a curated record. Gene Ontology annotation, molecular function: protein binding. Lineage: Eukaryota; Viridiplantae; Streptophyta; Magnoliopsida; Caryophyllales; Amaranthaceae.
CUAGUUGUCAAUUAAAAGCCAAAGUGACUCCACCACAAUCCUUUCCCACAUCCAUGACUCUCAACCACACAUAAUCAUGUUUAUAUCUCUUUCAUUUUCUUUCAUUAAUUUACCCUCUUCCCUUUAUUAUACUCUUAACACCCCAUUUCCCUUCCCAAAUUAGAAAAAUGUCCAGAAAAAGCCCAAAGCACUCCUCCCAUGGAUCCCCCCACCACCAUCACCGCCGUCUUGACCACCGUGACCACAACCAAGAAGAAAAUAAGCAACAACAACAACUAAUACCAGGAUUACCAAAUCACAUAGCACACUUGAUCCUCACCAAAAUCCCACCUUCAAUUCUUUACUCUGUUUCUAUUUCAUGGCGUAAAUUUAUAAAUUCUCCUCUUUUCCCUCCAUUUUUAUCUCUCUACACUCUCCUAAUUCCAAAUAAUAUCAUAAAAGAUUCACCCAAUUCAAUUCCAAUUCCACAACAAUUUCUCACUCCAAUUUCCUUUUUUAGCUUUGAUCCUAUUUCGUGUCAAUGGCGGCAACUUCCUCUUCCGCCGCCGUUAUCGCUUCUUUUACGCCACCCGCCUUUUAUCUCACGCGACCUCCCUGUUCAGUCUGUCACGGUGGGUGACAGGCUGGCAGUGGUGGCGGGGACGACGCAGGAUCUUGCUCCGGCUUUGUCUCGUCCCCUGGUGUUCGACCCACUCGCACGUGAGUGGCGGUAUGGGCCGGGUUUACCGGUGCCCCGGAGGUGGUGUGCUGCCGGAUCACUGGGUGAGUCCAUUUACGUGGCGAGUGGGGUCGGGUCCCAUUUCUCCACGGAUACCGCCCGAUCCGUGGAGAAAUGGGACCUAUCCGCCCAUCCCGAAGACGGGUGGGAGAAAGUUAGUCCUCUUCGGGAUGGGCGGUUUUCCCGGGAGGCGGCUGACGCCGUAGGGUGGCGCGGCCGCCUUUGCAUGGUCAACGUCAAAGGCGACGCCGCCAAACAAGGUGCUGUAUAUGAUGUAAAAGAUGACGUGUGGUAUGACAUGAAGGAGGGGAUGGUAGGUGGGUGGCGGGGCCCGGCGGCGGCGAUGGAUGAAGAGGUGAUCUACAUGGUGGAGGAAUCUAAAGGGGUGGUGAAGAAGUAUGUAGAAGAGAGUGAUGGGUGGGUGGAGGUGGCGGAGAGUGAGAGACUACGUGGAGCUCAACAAAUGGCGGCGCGUGGUGGGAGGCUUUGUAUUGUUUGUAAAGGUGGGAGUGAGAUUGUUGUGGUGGAUGUAGUGGCGUCGCCGCCAAGAAUGUGGGUGGUGGAGCCACCUAAAGGGUUUAAUGUUGCUGCCGUACAUGUUUUGCCAAGAAUGAGUAGGGACCACUCGAGUUUGAACCUUCUAUAAUGUGCCUUUGUAGACAUGUAGAAUGUAGUUCUAGACCAUACAAAAUACUUUUUUUUUUUUUUUUUUUUUUUUAUUUGAUUAAUUUUUUAAAGGAUCCUAAAUAAUAAUAAUAAAAAGCUUGGAUUUUAUUUGACGAAAAAUCACAAAGUCAAGAUCAUGUAAAAUAUGUCCACAGUUGUAUCUAAAAUUGUCAACAGUCAAAAAGUCAAAGGAAAUGAGAUCGUUUACAUUUUGGUUC